This is a messenger RNA of Dermacentor albipictus, 813 nucleotides long. The record is from RefSeq and is a predicted model, not a curated record. Lineage: Eukaryota; Metazoa; Arthropoda; Arachnida; Ixodida; Ixodidae.
AUGGCCGGCAUUCAGGCCUGCGUCCUCCUGGCUCUUGCCACCAGCGCUCUCGCUGGCUACACCGGCUACGGAUUUGGCCCCGGCUAUGGUCUCGGCUACGGCUAUGGUGGUCUUGGACACGGCUAUGGUCUCGGCUACGGCUAUGGUGGUCUUGGACACGGCUAUGGUCUCGGCUACGCCGGCUACGCUCCAGCUGUACACACUGUCGCUCAUGCUGCCCCUGCCGUCGCCACCGUCGCCCGCGCUCCAGUCGUCACCUACCCGGCUGCCCGAGUUGUCGCUGCUGCUCCAGCCGUGACCAGGUUUGCUACCACCAACCGCGCCCCAGUCGCCACUUACGCCGCUGCUCCAGCUAUUGCCACCUACGCUGCUGCUCCAGUUGCCGCCUACCACACCGCCCCCGCUUUCGCCACCUAUGCCACUGCUCCAGCGGUCGCCACCUAUGCUGCUGCUCCAGCCGUGACCAAGGUUACUACCACCUACCACGCCCCAGCUGUUGCCACCGUUGCUCACGCUCCAGUCGCCAGCUACGCUGUGGCCGCCCCAGCCGUUGCCACCUACGCUGCUGCCCCAGCUGUUGCCACGACCACCGUCCACCACACCCCAGCCGUGGCCACUGUUGCCCACGCUGCCCCAGCUGUCGCUGCUAACCACGCCGCUCCAGUCUACAACUACGGUGUCGGAACGCUUGGUUACGGGGUUGGCCACUACGGCUACGGUCACGGUCUCCUCGGCUACGGCCUGAACUACGGCUAUGGUCUUGGCUCUCCCUACCACUACGGUGCCCUUCUCCGCAAGAAGAAGUGUGAGUAA